AUGUCAGCCAUGAGCUUAAGAUCCCAUUCUUCUCGACUAAGUACGUGUGGGAUCAUAUUGAAUAGAUAUUAUGGCAAAAUACGAAGAGACGUUCAGUUUUCAAUGCAGCACAGAACUGUCGAAAAGCAGCAUCGAGUUCUCUAUAGAGGUUUAGAGAGGGAUAGGAUAUCUUAUAAUAAAGGAAAGAUUGAGAUUAAACCUAAUAUAAAGCAUUUACUAGUUCAAAUGAGGCUAGAGCAUGAAGGAAAGGGGAACUUGGCCCAGUUUUCAAACCAAGCCUUACCAAACCCAUUUAAAAUAAGUAGCCUACUAGAGCCAGUGACAUUCCAUUGUAUAAUUGCUCUUAAGAACGUUUUGAUAGAAGAUGGAGGUAGAAAUAUUAAUAUCGAACACCAGAAUCAAAGACAGAAAGAAAUCUUGAAUACCAUAGUAAGAAAACUAAUUGGUAAGUCCGAUUUCAAUGCAUUAAAGAGCUUGAUAGAAGCUCACUUUAAUAUAAAUAUUAGACAGCAAUGCGAUCUAUUAAUCUCGAAAUAUAGCUGUCAUGAUCCAAAAGAGCUUGAGAUCUCUGAAACGUUAGAGUUAUCGUUAUUCAGUUUCCUCUUAGUCUCCAAAAUGGGAUUUAAGAGCCAAUACACCAUUGAAAAGGAUUUGGUUUCUUGGAUGUCCUCGAUAAAAGCCUCAAAUAUAAGCGAUAGCUGUAACCAUUUGGAUCUGUUAUACAAUAUACCAGCUUUCGUGAGCUCUGAUAUUCUAUUAAGAACGCCCAUUUCGAAACAAGAAUAUGUUUUACAGCUGGAUAUCUGGGACGAAUUCAUUAAAUCUAUUUCAAUUGCAUAUCAUAAGCAUACUCAUCAUUUAAAACUUUGCAUCAAGAACCUCAUGUUUUAUGCGGUUCAGUUCAAUAUAAGCAAGCUUCCGAGCAUAACGUCUACGACUUUAAAGUUUUUACUCAGUACGGAACUGGGAUAUUCCUUUAAGAUAGUUACUGAGGAUUUUAUAAAUCUGUUGAUAUGGCAAAUAUCAUUCGAUUAUCAAAUACUGUCCUGCGAGAAUGGGGUUGAAAUGACAAACAUUAUCGUUGAAACACAAGAAAUCAUGGUAAAGUACUUAGCGAAAGUCGGGUCGCCUGACAAAAAACCCUUCGAAAAGUUAAAUUUAAGAGCUUAUAUGGGCAUCAUAUUGGCGAUAAGAAAUAUCUCGCCUGAGAAAGCAGAAAAGUUAUACCACGUUGCUGAGAAGAAACAUUUUUUGGGUCAGAUUUCAGGCGGUCCAAGAGACUCUAUAACGCAAAGUAUUACUAAAGUCUUUUUGUCUCAAUCGCCUGAUCAAUUACUAUACAACUUCAAUGAUUUGGCGACACAUAACUUACAUUCGUCUGCUCUUUGGUUAAGCUUCAUUAUGAAGCUUAAUGAAUUCGGAUUAAUGACUCAGGAACGAUCUAGAAAAAUACUAAUUGAACUCGUGAAACACUCGGAUAAAAUUUUAACCUCGAAGAAUAUCAUAUUACAUCUAAUCAGUCCCAUUAAGACCGUGGAUGGACUAAAUAAAUUUGUCCAAAUACUUCAGAGAGCUAAUUAUAAUUUAUCUGUUCACGCAAGCUCAAUUUUACCCAAGUACUUAUCAUUACUUUACGGUGAUGCAGCGGUCAGGGAAGGAGGAUACUGGUCAAACGAAAUUGAUUCAGGGCCCAUACAAAGUCUUAAGAAUGAUUUAGAUCCCUUCAGUGCAUUUUCUACUGCAGUAGAAUACGCAAGGUACUUAUAUGAUGUCGGAUUUCCAAGAAAGACCCCAAAAGUUGUGGGAAUUAUGCUUAACGGUGAGGUCAGCUUCAGUACUCGAAACGUUUUUGAGCUUUAUAAAAAAGAAUACUACGGUAGUAGCUACCUUUUUCCAAAUGAAUCGAGUCUCCGUGCUCUAAUGAGAGCCGCAUGUCUGGUGAAUUCUGAUCAUAAUAUAACCAUAUGGGACAACAUGUAUGCUCCUCAAAUUGCGGUCCAUGAGUUCAAAAAGCAAGUAAUAUCGCAAUUCCUGGAUUUUUCUUCAUCACAGCUAGAAAAUGACUGUAAAAUAUAUCCAUCAGACGAGCUUUGGCACUGUUACAUUCUGAUGCUUCAUUCCUUCGACUACAUUUCAGAACUUUCACUCAUCAUUCGUUGGUGGGAAGAUCUACGUUUUCGCCCAAGUCGCAAAUUGUUGCUCUUAUUGCUCAGGUCCCUUCCUAAGGAGUACGGCAAAAGGCAUAUUCAACAUAUGGCUAAAGUCAGAGCUGACAGUAGAAAUCUCAUUUCGACCUCCACUCUGAAGUCGGAGCAAGACAUUCUCAAUUGGGACUGGCCAGAUGAAGAUGAACUCAGAAGCGAGUGA
Molecule: messenger RNA, 2367 nt
Organism: Priceomyces carsonii
Lineage: Eukaryota; Fungi; Ascomycota; Pichiomycetes; Serinales; Debaryomycetaceae
Exons: 1
Coding region: 1-2367 (788 amino acids)
Source: RefSeq, a predicted model, not a curated record